GGCCAAGGAGGGGGGACGGGAGACUGGGGGAGGGGGUGACGAGCCCCGGCUCAGCACCUCGGAGAGCUCCCUCCCCGGCCUUGUUUUGCUCCAGAAUCGCUGCCGGGGGAGGGAGCGAAGGGGCCGGCCUUAGGCGUCGAGGCCGAGGGAUGGCAGUGAAGAGGACGAAGGGCCCCCGGGGGCAGAGGGCCCAGCCGUAAUCCUGCGAGGGGGGCUGGGGUGCCGGGUGGGGUGGGGGGCAGCGGGCGGCGGCAGCAGUGGCCGCACAUCUGGAUGGAAGCGAGCUUUGUCCAGACCACCAUGGCUCUGGGGCUGCCCUCCAAGAAAGCAUCUUCCCGCAACGUGAUCGUGGAGCGCAGGAACCUGAUCACCGUGUGCAGGUUCUCUGUGAAAACCUUGCUAGAGAAGUACACAGCAGAACCCAUUGAUGACUCAUCCGAGGAGUUUGUUAAUUUUGCAGCCAUUUUAGAGCAGAUCCUCAGCCACCGAUUUAAAGCUUGUGCCCCAGCAGGUCCAGUGAGCUGGUUCAGCUCAGAUGGACAACGGGGCUUCUGGGACUAUAUCCGGCUGGCCUGCAGCAAAGUGCCCAACAACUGUGUGAGCAGCAUCGAGAACAUGGAGAACAUCAGCACAGCCCGAGCCAAGGGCCGGGCAUGGAUCCGGGUGGCUCUGAUGGAGAAGCGUAUGUCAGAAUACAUCACCACAGCUCUUCGGGACAACCGAACUACCAGACGGUUCUAUGACUCCGGAGCCAUCAUGCUGCGGGAGGAAGCCACUGUCCUCACAGGGAUGCUGAUCGGGCUUAGCGCCAUCGACUUCAGCUUCUGUCUAAAGGGCGAAGUUCUGGAUGGGAAGACGCCAGUGGUCAUCGAUUACACACCCUACCUAAAAUUCACCCAAAGCUACGACUACCUGACGGAUGAGGAGGAGAGGCACAGUGCAGAGAGCAGCACCAGCGAGGACAACUCACCGGAGCACCCCUACCUGCCUCUCGUCACCGAUGAAGACAGUUGGUACAACAAGUGGCACAAGAUGGAACAGAAGUUUCGCAUUGUCUACGCACAGAAGGGAUACCUGGAGGAGCUGGUGCGUCUGCGCGAGUCGCAGCUGAAGGACCUGGAGGCGGAGAACCGGCGGCUGCAGCUGCAGCUGGAGGAGGCAGCGGCACAAAAUCAGCGUGAGAAGCGGGAGCUGGAAGGCGUGAUCCUGGAGUUGCAGGAGCAGCUGCCUGAUCCCCCUCCCCCUCCCAGGACAGGUCUGAUCCCCGGUGACCAUGCCCCCCUGGCCCAGGGUUCCAAGGAGCUCACCACACCUCUGGUCAACCAGUGGCCCUCCCUGAGCACACUCAAUAGGCCCGAGGGUGCCAGCAACUCCAAGCUAUAUCGGAGACACAGCUUCAUGAGCGCGGAGCCACUGUCAGCAGAGGCCAGCCUGAGCUCAGACUCCCAGCGCCUGGGAGAGAGCAAGAGGGAUGAGGAACCCUGGGGCCCCAUUGGAAGCUCAGAACCAAAUUAGUGGCUCCCUCGGAGUGAAUGCCCAGGACUUCAACGCAUGCAUUUUGUGUUGUUCCCCCCCCCCACCUUGGUUACCCCUUCCUAGUCUCCCCCAUGCCUGGACCUCCUUUUUUAAAAUUAUUAUUUAAAUAUAUAGAUAUAUAAUUAUACUGUAUCAGAUAACUCGACUUGCAGAUGAGGCAGGCUUUGGACAUGUAACCCACCACACUGUGUUUGUGACUGUGUGUGUGUGUCUCCCCCACCAGACUGUGAGCUCCAUGCGGGCAGGGACCAUGUCUUGUCCAUUCUCUGUAUCCCCAGAGUGUGAAACAGAGCAAAUGCUCACUGUGUGCUUAAUAAAUGGACAGAGGCUGAACCUCAGGGGGAGACAGAGAUGUAAACUGAUGGGUUACCACAGUGUCUUAAGCCCUGUGCAAGUUUGUUCAAUCAAGGUUUAAUUAAAAAUGGCAGAUGCUCCAGAAGAGGCCAUGUCUCCUGGGGGUGACCUGAGAAUUGCCCCCUUUCUCCUCACCACCGAGGACCUCCUCCCCACAUACAUGCAGCCUGGUUGGCCCGGCCUUACCCGCCCUCUCUCCCCAGGGAAGGACCCCACGCCCUCCAUGCUGGGCCUCUGCGGCUCCCUGGCCUCCAUUCCCAGCUGCAAGUCCCUGGCGAGCUUCAAAUCCAACGAAUGCCUGGUGAGCGACAGCCCUGAGGGCAGCCCAGCGCUCAGCCCCAGCUGAGGAGCAGCAUGGGCAAUGCCAGCCCCACCUGCCAGGGGCCAUGGACAACUGCCACCUUUUGAGUCCCCCAACCCAGGCCACCCUUCAUGAACACCAUCCACCUAGCCUUGGGUCUCUAGGGAAAGACAACCCAAGCUUCUUUCCUGCUUCAGCUCCCUGCCAAGAAGGCAGGAGCUGCAUGGGGAAGCAGUGGGACCAGGAGGGACACCCAGGUCACAGCUCCUCAGUUCCCUGGGGAAGCUACUUCAUUCUGGUGGCUCUGAAGGCUGCCUGGUUGCUUUUGCUCAUCUUCCACACUUGCCUCAGGAGCACAUGGUCCAGCCCUGGCAUUCCUGCUGCCCUGCCUCUGGUCUAACCCUGUGUACCCUCUGAAGUCACCCUUCCUUGGUACCUAUGUGGGGAGAGAUUAGGCAAAUAAACACCAGAGGACUGAA
Grammomys surdaster is the source of this 2670-nucleotide messenger RNA. It is a transcript of the gene Rundc3a, whose product is annotated as RUN domain containing 3A. The record is from RefSeq and is a predicted model, not a curated record. Bases 274 to 1515 code for a protein of 413 amino acids. Lineage: Eukaryota; Metazoa; Chordata; Mammalia; Rodentia; Muridae. The transcript is spliced from 11 exons. Gene Ontology annotation, cellular component: cytosol.